CUGCCUUUCAUUCUAUUUCUGUUUCUCUUUUCUUAUGUGAAGCGGUUCGGCUUCUUUUUAUCUGGUUAUUGGGAAAUAUUUUCCUGGGAAUUAUUUAAGAUUUUUUUUUUUUAAUAAAAAAUCAAAUAUUUUCCGACCAUGGAGGUGUCUGUGAUGGGUAAUUCUCAGGGAAAUAUGGUCAGGACAGAAUUAGCCUACAGAAAGUUGAGGUUCUGUUGUGUUCCCAAAAAUGAUAAGUUAAUAUUUUCUAGGAGAAACAGUGGUGUUUGUUUGGUGGGUCAAGGUUCGAGGUGGAGAAAAGCUCAGCUUCGAUUUACUUCAAAAGCUGUUCAUUCUCAACCCCUUGUCCGAUCCGAUCGUCUUUCUGCUACUAAAAGCAAAUCGUCUGAUGGUGUAAAAUUGUUCGUUGGGCUGCCGUUGGAUACUGUUUCUAGCUGCAACGGAGUGAACCAUGAGAGAGCGAUAGCGGCUGGGCUAAAAGCUUUGAAACUCUUGGGAGUGGAGGGUGUUGAGCUACCGCUGUGGUGGGGAGUAGUGGAAAAGGAAGCCAGGGGGAAGUAUGAAUGGUCAAGCUACCUUUCUGUCGCCGAGAUGGUUCAGAAAGCCGCUCUGAAGCUUCAUGUUUCACUCUGUUUCCAUGCUUCCAAGCAGCCGAAAAUUCCACUUCCAGAGUGGGUAUCCAAGAUUAGUGAAUCCCAACCUAGCAUCUUUUAUAAAGAUCGGACAGGACAGCAUUAUAAAGACUGCCUGUCACUGGCUAUCGAUGAUCUUCCAGUUCUUGAUGGGAAGACUCCAGUUCAAGUUUACCAAGAAUUUUGUGAGAGCUUUAAGUCUGCAUUCAUGCCUUUCAUGGGUUCCACAAUCACGGGCAUCUCAAUGGGUCUAGGACCAGAUGGUGAGCUUCGAUAUCCAUCUCAUCAAGGCAAAAGCAAAACCCCAGGAGUUGGAGAGUUCCUUUGUUACGAUGAGAACAUGCUUAGACUUCUUAAACAACAUGCUGAAGCAACUGGAAAUCCUUUAUGGGGACUUGGUGGUCCUCAUGAUGUGCCCAAUCAUGAUCAAUCACCUAACGUAAACACUUUCUUCAAGGAUCAUGGCGGAUCUUGGGAGUCUCCUUAUGGCGACUUCUUCCUUUCCUGGUACUCAAGCCAGUUGAUAUCUCAUGGGGAUCGCCUUCUCUCCCUAGCCUCUUCGGCUUUCAGGGAUAACGGAGUGAAUGUUCAUGGCAAAGUCCCACUCAUGCACUACUGGUACAAAACUCGGUCCCAUGCUUCUGAAUUGACAGCUGGGUUCUAUAACACAAUCAACAAAGAAGGUUAUGCAGCAGUUGCUGAGAUGUUCAUGAAGAAUUCGUGCAAAAUGAUAUUGCCAGGAUUGGAUCUUUCAGAUCAUAGCCAGAAUCAUGAGUCCUCAAGCCCCGAAUUAUUACUUGGACAAAUCAAAGCAGCUUGCAUACACUACGGGGUUGAGAUUUCUGGGCAGAACUCAUCAAUCUCAGAAGCUCCUGCUGGUUUUGAUCAGAUAAAGAAAAAUUUGUUGGGUGAGAAGAAUGUGGUAAACUUGUUCACGUAUCAGAGAAUGGGAGCUUCAUUCUUUUCACCGGAUCAUUUCCCUUCAUUUACUCAGUUUGUUAGGAACCUUAAUCAACCUGGAUUGGAUUCAGACGAUUUAGCAGAAGAGGAAGAAAUCACAGAAUCCUCACAUAUGAAUUCAGAGAUAAGCAUCCAAGUACAAACAGCUUAGGUUUGGUUUACAUUGAUGUAAAUAUAAUGUUAUUGUACGUGAGAAGAUUGUAUUGGGCAGGAGGAUACCAAAGAGGACUGGGGACUUCUGUUUUUUUUAUUGAAACCCAAAAAAAAAAAAAAAAAAAA
Messenger RNA from Pistacia vera, 1871 nucleotides. Its product is annotated as inactive beta-amylase 9-like. Bases 139 to 1743 code for a protein of 534 amino acids. The record is from RefSeq and is a predicted model, not a curated record. Gene Ontology annotation, molecular function: beta-amylase activity. NCBI's taxonomy places the organism in Eukaryota, Viridiplantae, Streptophyta, Magnoliopsida, Sapindales, Anacardiaceae. Gene Ontology annotation, biological process: polysaccharide catabolic process. The transcript has 3 exons.